Molecule: messenger RNA, 510 nt
Organism: Aricia agestis (brown argus)
Lineage: Eukaryota; Metazoa; Arthropoda; Insecta; Lepidoptera; Lycaenidae
Product: larval cuticle protein 1-like
Exons: 3
Coding region: 27-383 (118 amino acids)
Cellular component (GO): chitin-based extracellular matrix
Molecular function (GO): structural constituent of chitin-based larval cuticle
Source: RefSeq, a predicted model, not a curated record
ACGAAACCAAACAUAAACCAAUCAACAUGAAAGUGAUCGUAGUCGCCCUCGCCCUCGUGGCCCUCGCGGCCGCCGGCCCCGUGCCCGACGCCGUCCCUGAGCCCAUCAAGAUCCUGCGCUCCGAGUUCGACGUCCAUCCCGAGGGUGGAUACAACUAUGCUUUCGAGACAGAGAACGGCAUCCGGCGCGAUGAGACCGGCGAGGUGAAGGAGGUGCUGGACGAGGAGAACAAGCCCCACAGCGUGGUGAUCAUGCGCGGCAGCUACUCCUACACCAACGACCUGGGCGAGCCCGAGACCGUCAGCUACUGGGCCGACGAGACCGGCUUCCACGCCGAGGGCAACUCCAUCCCCAAGGCCCCCGAAACCGUCGCCCGAAGAUAGACCACGUCGGACCCUUUCGACCGACACAUUGAAAGUGCAUUUAAUGAGUCGGUCGAAACUUAGAUCUAGUGGCGAUGGUAGUGAUUAAAUUAUUUCGUCGUCACCGCUCACUGCCAUGUUUGUGUAU